This is a messenger RNA of Cygnus olor (mute swan), 1896 nucleotides long. Its product is annotated as photoreceptor outer segment membrane glycoprotein 2. Gene Ontology annotation, cellular component: membrane. Lineage: Eukaryota; Metazoa; Chordata; Aves; Anseriformes; Anatidae. Gene Ontology annotation, biological process: visual perception. The transcript has 3 exons. The coding region runs from base 597 to 1691 and encodes 364 amino acids. The record is from RefSeq and is a predicted model, not a curated record.
UAAGAUAGAUGAUGAAAUGUCUAAAAACACACAAGAUACUAUGUUUCAGGUGCUAUUCCCGCCCAGACCCCCUGAAAAAAGUCUUAUGUGGUUAUGCUGCAUUUGCUUGUUCUGCUUAGCAGCUUUUAAACUUAAAUAUGACCAGGACACAUUAGUCUACAAAUUAUAAAUUCCUAUAAUCGUCAAGAAAAUACCAGCAAUGAGUAGAAGGGAAAGACAGCAGACUAGCUCGCUUGUAGACAUCAUAAAAUUCGCACAGAAAAUUGCUCUUUAGACAAAAGUCCAUAGGAGGGCAGAGUUCAUUGGUCCUACGGUUCACUUGUUUUUUAAUUGCUCUAGUCAGCUCUUAGAAUUAUUUUUCUAAGAGAUUCAUGUAGUAUGAAACUUAAGCAAGAUGUGGAACACACUCAUGGCAUAUCUCAGAGUGCAUGAGGCUGUACAGGAAGUUCUAUGUAGGCUCUAUAAAUACUCAGUCAAACAGACAGUAAUCUCUCUCUCUCUCCUUCAGAUUUCUGCUGCAUGCCUUGAACAUACGCUCCUAAGCAGAUUACGGGCUUUCCUUGACCUACGCUUCUUUUCCUAGUGCUGAUCUGACUAUGGCUGUCCUCAAAGUAAAAUUCACCAAAACUAAGAGGGACAAAUUGGCUCAGAUCCUAUGGAUCCUCAACUGGGUUUCUGUAGUGAGUGGGAUCAUUCUCUUCAGUCUUGGCCUCUUUCUGAAAAUAGAGAUCAAGAAGCACAACGAAGUGAUGGCAAAAGGAGACAUUAACUCUGUCCCCAACAUGCUGAUCUCUGUAGGGGUCAUAGCAUGUAUCAUCAACUUCCUGGGUGGCAAAAUCUGCUAUGACUGCUCAGAUGCCAACAAGUUCUCUCGGUGGAAACUAGUUAUGCUCCCAUACAUCAUGUGUACCUUCUGUUUUACCUUCUGCAUCCUGUUGGGUGCUCUCAUGUGCUAUACCAUGAGGAACGAACUGGAAGAAUCUCUCUAUCUGGGAUUGAGGGAUGCUAUUAAGUUCUAUAAGGACACUGACAUACCUGGAAGAUGUUUCUUAAAGAAAACAGUGGAUAUGUUGCAAAUUGGAUUCCAGUGCUGUGGAAACAAUGGCUUUAGAGACUGGUUUGAAGUUCAGUGGGUAUCUACUCGUUACCUGAAUAUGGCUUCCAAGGAAGUUCUGGACCGUCUGAAGAGUAAUGUUGAUGGGAAGUUCUUGGUGGAUGGAGUACCCUUCAGCUGCUGCAAUCCAAGUUCCCCACGGCCCUGUAUCCAGUACCAGCUGACAAACAACAGUGCUCACUACAAUUACAAUUUCCUGACAGAGGAGCUCAAUAUCUGGGUGAAGGGGUGCAGAGAGGCCCUGCUGGAUUACUAUACAGCUAUUAUGAGAUCCAUUGGUAUUGCAGCAUUGCUUAUUUGGUUGUUUGAGCUCUCCGUGCUUACUGGUGUCCGGUACCUACAAACAGCAAUGAAGAAUGUUCUUUUGCUAGGAGACCUGGACGGUGAAUCAGAUGGUUGGUUACUAGAAAACAGUUUUGUGGAAACGGCCAAAUACAACAUCAAUAUCAUUAAGAACCUUGGCAAAGCCAACCAGAUCUCCACUGUCUCAGGCCUGAAUGAUCCCAACAUUGAUGUUCAAAACAGGAACUGUGGCAAAAACAAUGUUGCAACAAAAUCUAUCCCUGCAGCUAGCUAGACAAUCCAUUCAGAGAAAUCAUGUCACAAGUGUUGCUUUGCUGUAUUACAAUCUUUGACACCAGAUUUUUUUUACUUGUGGGGAAGAAAGAAAAAGUGGUAUGACAACUGACCAGAAGAUAAACUGGUCAUAGGAACAAAAUAUUGAUACUUCUUUGGCCAGAUGUAUUUUCACUCUUGUGAAAUCCAAUUUUCAUACCUGCACA